CCUGGUUGUCAGGGUAAGGUGGAGACAGAACGACCAAAGACAGACUGACUGACUGACAGGGAUAUACAGAGAGAACCCUUGUGCUUUUACUGACCACUGAUUGACCAUUGGCUAGUGGCUACAUCCACAGAAAGGAUACCGUUCUCUGAAUAUUUCGUGGGCUAUCAGCGGAACAGAGUGUGAGCUCCAGAAACCGAACAUGACUGAAAAUGGACUUGGGAACCGGGUGCUUAACAUGGACACCAUGAACCCGAAUGUAAAGCGGGUUGAGUAUGCUGUCCGUGGUCCAAUCGUGCAACGCGCAUUGCAGAUUGAAAAGGAGCUAAAAGAGGGGGUUGAGAAGCCUUUUACAGAGGUCAUCAAGGCCAACAUUGGUGAUGCGCAUGCCAUGGGCCAGAAACCAAUCACAUUUCUCCGACAGGUUGUAGCGCUCUGCGCCUACCCAGAUCUCCUAGAAGACGACAAGUUUCCAGAGGAUGCUAAAAAUAGAGCACGGCGCAUCCUUCAGGCCUGUGGAGGGGGAAGUAUAGGUGCAUACAGUGCUAGUCCAGGCAUUGAGAUCGUACGACAGGAUGUGGCUAAAUACAUUGAGAAGCGGGACGGUGGCAUCCCCAGUAACCCCGACAGCAUCUACCUCUCCACCGGGGCCAGUGAUGCCAUAGUGACCAUGCUAAAGUUGUUGACGUCAGGCGAGGGGAAGAACCGUACAGGGGUGAUGAUCUCCAUCCCUCAGUACCCCCUCUACUCUGCUGCUCUGGCUGAGCUGGCAGCUGUCCAGAUCAGCUACUACCUGGACGAGGACAAGUGCUGGAGCCUGGACGUCGGUGAGCUAAGGAGGGCUGUGAAGGCAGCCAGGGAGCACUGUAAACCCCGCGCCCUCUGCAUUAUCAACCCUGGCAACCCCACAGGUCAGGUCCAGAGCAGGCAGUGCAUUGAAGAUGUGAUCCGAUUUGCUGCUGAGGAGCACCUUUUCCUGAUGGCUGAUGAGGUGUACCAGGAUAAUGUGUACGCAGAGGGUUGCCAGUUCCACUCCUUUAAGAAGGUUCUGUUUGAGAUGGGACCAGAGUACUCCAGUGUUGUGGAGCUGGCCUCCUUCCACUCCACCUCCAAAUGCUUCAUGGGAGAGUGUGGUUUCAGAGGAGGGUACAUGGAGGUGGUUAACAUGGACCCUGAGGUGAAGUUGCAGCUGACUAAGCUGGUGUCUGUGCGGCUGUGCCCCCCCAUCCCUGGGCAGGCCCUACUGGACCUGGUGGUCAAUCCCCCUCAGCCUGACGAGCCUUCCUAUGCCACCUUCAUCAAGGAGCGUACUGCCAACCUGGAUAUCCUGGCUGAGAAGGCCAAGAUGACAGAGCAGGUCCUCAACACGGUCCCAGGGAUCCACUGUAACCCUGUCCAGGGAGCCAUGUACACCUUCCCCCGCCUCUCACUGCCAGAGAAAGCCAUCAACGCGGCAAAGGAGAAAGGCCAGGCUCCAGACAUGUUCUACUGUAUGAAGCUGCUGGAGGAGACUGGUAUCUGCCUGGUUCCAGGUAGCGGCUUCGGGCAGAGAGAUGGAACCUACCAUUUCAGGAUGACCAUCUUACCUGCAACUGAAAAGCUGAAGGUUGUAUUGGAAAAGAUCAGGGAGUUUCAUAAGCGGUUCACAGAGGAGUUCUCAUAACCCCACUCACCUUCAUCUCCCCUUCUCUUCCCAGUCUGGUCUGUAACAAAACCCCACCCCUCUUCCUAGUACGGUCCGAUCUGUAACAAAACCCCACCCCUCUUCCUGGUCCGGUCUGUAACAAAACCCCCCCCUCUUCCCAGUCCGGUCCAGUCUGUAACAAAACCCCACCCCUCUUCCCGGUCUGUAACAAAACCCCACCCCUCUUCCCGGUCUGUAACAAAACCCCACCCCUCUUUCCAGUCCAGUUUGUAACAAAACCCCACCCCUCUUCCCGGUCCAGUCUGUAACAAAACCCCACUCCUCUUCCCGGUCCGGUCCAGUCUGUAACAAAACCCCACCCCUCUUCCCAGUCCGGUCCAGUCUGUAACAAAACCCCACCCCUCUUCCCAGUCCGGUCUGUAACAAAACCCCACCCUUCCUCCUCAGAAACUGGAUGGAGAGAUGGUGAAAAUAUCUAACUGAAAGCGUGCCAGUGCGUUACCAACACACCCCCUGCUCGAGACUCUCCCCUCUAGUGUCCUAGACUUGACAUUAAAAGAGGAGCAAUGUGUUAAGAAACUGCACUUUUUAGCAUGGCAUGCUGUUCUGUUUCAGCUAAUUGUUUAAAUCGUGUGUCAGACAGCAUCUGCACAGUGUACAUAUGUGAUAAUGUUUUAGUCAUUUUCAGUUCAUGACUAUAACUGAUUGUCAGUUGAGGGUUUUACUUAGGCUGUAAAAUAAUUGGCAGAACAUCUAGUUUUACAGGUUAUACAGCUACAUUAUGAUCAGUCGUACUAAUAUCAGUAAAUAGUUGGCAGAGGUGUGCUUUUAUUGCAUUCCAGAGGGAGUGUAAUGGCUGUUGCGUUGAAAAGGAUACUGUGAACUACUGUGUGUACGAUGAACACUCUGAAUGUAGCUACAGUAUUUAAUAACCAUGUUGAUUUUAUCUUGAAUUGUAAAAAUAUAAAUUAAAGUGUAAUUUCUAUGUC
Salvelinus sp. IW2-2015 is the source of this 2631-nucleotide messenger RNA. RefSeq names its product alanine aminotransferase 2-like. Lineage: Eukaryota; Metazoa; Chordata; Actinopteri; Salmoniformes; Salmonidae. The record is from RefSeq and is a predicted model, not a curated record. Gene Ontology annotation, molecular function: pyridoxal phosphate binding; L-alanine:2-oxoglutarate transaminase activity. Gene Ontology annotation, biological process: biosynthetic process.